Messenger RNA from Xyrichtys novacula (pearly razorfish), 38328 nucleotides. Lineage: Eukaryota; Metazoa; Chordata; Actinopteri; Labriformes; Labridae. The record is from the annotation of a GenBank genome assembly.
AUGAAAUUGAUAACAAAACUGUACCCGGGUAUGUGAAGGUGUCAGACGGUGACUGAUAGCAUGCCAUCCAGUCAGGAUGAAUUGUUAAAUAUUUUACAUAAUAAAGAGUCAUGGUGAAAAAUCUGUUACACUGCUAAAAGACCAUAUGGCGGGAUUUCAAUCACAAAGAUCAGUUUAUUCAAGUGCAGGAUGAAAUCAGCACACAACUGGGAGAAAACACCUUCUCUGCAGGUGGUGCCAAAGUCAACAUUAACAAAGUUCCUUACAGGAGCUUUAAGGAGGACCAGUUGUUUUCAUGUGAAAACACAUUUUUUGUGCCAUUAAUUCCCAGGAAAGAUCUGGGUCAUUCUUCAUCUAAUCCUGAGUCAAAAUUACAUAAAGUAUAAAGUUUCAGAGUGGGAAACAGUGAAACUACGAUUGAAAGCAAUUUUAAGCUACAUAUGGGUUUACUGUUUGGACAAAUAUUGACAAUCAAAAGCUACAAAGCUGCUAAUUCAUAGGAUUCAUAGGAAAGAGUCCUUGGAUAUUAUUUUUCUGCACUUGGAAGUGUCUAACUCAAAAGGCUUUUUGGGAAGAUUUGGGGAAAUAAUGUCUAGAGAUAACAACUACUUCUUACCUUUUGGACUAAUUAGUUUAUAUGUUUUUAUUUAAAUUUAAUUUUAUAAUUUGCAACACAAUAAACAUGACUAUUGUGUAAAGAGUAACUUAUCAGAAGACAUUUUGACUAUAAUUAUUAGGUAUUUGAGUUAUUGUUGCUUAGACUUUGCUUUCUUUAAAGGAACCUCCUCUGGCUUUAACAACAGCUUGGCAUAUACCAGGCAUUCGUUCCACAAGUUUUUUAAGGUAUGUUCCAGGGAUUGCAUUCCAAGCUUUCUUAAGUUCAUUAAAAAGAGACUGCUGAUUCGUGGGACGCGUUUUUCUGACCGAUCUAUCCAAUUCAUCCCGCACAAGCUCAAUUGGAGAAAGGUCUGGAGACUGAGGGGGCCAAACCAUCUUUUGAAGAACACCUUCCUCUUCUUUUUUCUCUAGGUAACCCUGACAGAGCUUGGCAGAGUGCUUAGGGUCAUUGUCUUGCUGCAAAACAAACUUAUGAGCCACAAGUCUGAGUCCAGAUGGAACAGCAUGGUGCUGGAGGAUGGAGUGGUACUGUUCCUUCUUUAUGAUACCCUUUACGUCAAACUAAGCUCCUACUCCAUCACCUGCAAAACAUCCCCAUACCAUGGAACUAUCACCUCCAUGCUGAAUUGUGGGUGUAACACAUGCUGCUUUUAGACGUUCACUAGUUUGUCUGCGGACAUGGACUCUGCGUUUUGAACCAAACAGUGCAAACUUGUUUCUAGUCAUCGUAAGUACAAUUUUUGUCAGCUUUUGCCCUCUCAUAUCUCUUUUUCUUGUUCUGUGGACAAAGUAGGUUUUUUUUGCAGAUACACAACCCUUCAGACCAGCCUUUCUCAAACAUCAUUUCACAGUUGUCAGAGAUAUGGGUUUCGACCUUGUCAUGUUGAUUUCCUCCCUUAUUUGUGGUGCUGUCUUUUGCCGAUCUCUCUUACUGGUGACAAUGUUAUGUUUAUCCUCUGCUUUUGUAGUAACUCUCUUUCGUCCAGGUCUUUUUCUAUCAUCAUAACUUCCAGGUUCCUCUAGUCUCUUCAGAGUGUAGUGGACUCCUUUGUUAGACACCUUUAGGCGUUUUGCAGUUUCUCUUUCUGUGUAUCCUUCUUUCCUCAAUGUACAAAUCUGUACUUUUGUUUCUUUACUCAGUUGCUUCUUUCUAGCCAUUUUUGCAGUGGUGUGAUGCAGUUGAGAUUUAUUAGGAUUUUUGUAUGCAGACUCUCAAAAGCCAAAAAGUUGAAGUGAAUAAUCCAACUGCGAUUUGUUUUUAUUUGCUUUUGCCCUGAAGUUGUGACUCUUGCAAAUGUUUUCAACCCUAAAACUAAGCCCUUAUUAUCUUUUGCUGACAUAUAUUUAGAAAUGGUCUAUUAAAAUCAAGGUAUAUCUAAAGGUAAAUGGAGUAAAAUGGUGCAUUUCCUUGAAAGCAACAUCUAAUCAUGGAGUAAAUACAUCCCAAAAUACAAAAAACUCAUGCUGGAUUUUAAAAAAAGCAUUGUGAACAAAAACUUGAGGUUACUCCCAACUGUUCGGCCUGUAAUGGCCUUGCUUCCAAACUUUUGGCCUGUAGUGUACGUGAUUAGUGUCAAGAACAUUUUUUAUCCACCAAAAGCAAAAAGAGAUGUAAAUACAGUAAAGGAAGAUGACACAAAUUUGAAAAAAUAAAGGAUUGUUAGAUGUGUUGCAUUAGCUGCAAGUUUGUGUUUGCACAGUAAUCUCCAAUCACUGAAGUAAAUACUUUAACUGAUGACACACAUAACUAUGUUAAAAUAAUUCCAUUGUCUUUAUCUGACAAAAUCAGUCUUUAAAUCUACUGAACAUGCUUAGACUUUCUUUUUUUUUAUUAUACUGUGUGUAAUGUCUAAGAGUGAGAUUAGAUUGAUACUGUUGACCUAGUUUACCUCAGAGUUAGCUGACGGUGGCUAAGUUGCUCACUAGUUUGCACAGCUAUUCACAGAGGAGGGUAAGCUUCUGGGUCAGUAGCUGUGUGGUGUCUAAAUCCACUUUGUUUUUUUCACUUGAAUAUCUUUUCAUAGCCUUUAAUAGCAAUUUGGAAUAUAAAUCAACGGGCUCAUUAUAAAUUAUCGUCAUUUUACUCUUUAAAAAACAAAAAAAAAUAUAUAUAUAUUUUUUUAUCAUAUAUUUUUUAUUUAUAUUUAUAUAUAUAUAAUAAGGUAGUUUCAGAACAACAACAUAUAUAUAUAUAUACAUAUUUAGUUUGUUUUUGUUUUUUUUUUGUUCUGAAACUACCUUAUUUGGGAUUUGGGGUUAGAAAGUUUUUCCCACCUGUUUAGUGUUUUUCAGGGUUGAGUUGGGGGAGGGUAUUUUGGCACUUGUCAGUCUCCAUACCUCGGGGCAGGUUCUUACUGUAGGCUACAUUCCUUUACCCUCACCUUUCAUUCCUCGUCCUGCCCGCUAGUGGAGGAGGGAGAGCACGGCAGCUCUGAGCCGAGUUUCCUGCUGAGUUUCCCUGUUUGAGGGACAGGAACUCCCUGCUCGCUUCUCUCCCCCGCCCAUGAUAAUAAUACCAACCGAGGAGAGAUUCCUCCGGCCGACGACAGAGGAAAAAACUCGGAUUGAAGACCUAUAAAAGUGGAUUUGGAAGUAGCCGGAGGGACCCACACUCCGUUGAAAUGGAACUGAAUUAGUCCUGUUUGUAGAGGCACAAAUUUUCCUUAUCGACCGACAACAACUACGGUGAGUAGAAACGAUUGAUCGCGAAGUUAGUUUCACUGUGAGCGUGUAUUUCCAGCUAACACACGGUGGGGAAAAAGUUGAGCAGAUGUUCUUCGGUUGUCUCAGUCCUGAAGCUGGUUGUUGAAGUUGACUUUAAAAAUGUUUCACUUGUUUAAAAACGGAGUUAUUGGGCCGGUGAGGUUAAUAGCUUUUUGCUUUGCAAAGCCACUUUCCUGGCUCAUAGGCCCGAGCUGUGACUAAUCUCAGGCCACAGCACGGAGCAGGAAUACAGCCAUUACCUCACAUACUUGUUCGGGCACUUUCCUACUCUAAAAAACAACUUUAAGGACUUUUUUUAAAUCAAGUAAAUCUGUCACUGAUUUGGGGCUGUUGGAUAAACGUGUGAGUCCGCCAGGUCUGCUAACCACUGUAGGACGGACGUUAGUAAUAAAGUUACAGUCAUGCACUUUAUGUCAGGUUUAUCGGCUGUCAUGUUGAAAACUGAUUAAUCCUUUUUGUUUUCCAUCAUGGGGGGAAACAAUUUGUUGGGUUUCUGUAACCACACUGUAUUCCCCACCCACCUGGUGCUGCGUUCACUGCUUUAGAUACAUGUACACAUCAAACAUUUGUGUAGGUAUAACUUUAAAGCUCCUGUGAGGAUUUUUUUAAAGGUUAUUAAACUUACUGAUUUUGAUAUUGAUGCUUAUUCAUGAGUGACAUAAGCAAACAAAACUAUCAGCAGAAAGAUUAACUACUCUGUGUGAGUUUUUGUACUGUCUGAAAACUGCUGUAACGGGUGGUGGUCAAAGUGAUAAACUACGCUCUCAUAAAGCAAGCCUGAUUAAGGCUCUUGGUGGCGGACAUAUUUGAGAGCUUGAAAAACGCUGGAUAAGAUUCAUUUGUCGAAAAACACCACUGACACAGGCACAGGAUGAAAUUGGAAGUGAUAAGAUGAAACACUUUCUCCACAGGGGGUGCCAGGAUGCACACAAACCAAAAGUUCCUCACAGGAGCUCAUGCACUAUUGUAGUCUGUAGUGUCCAUGAAUUUGAUUACUUUCAGAUACCGAAGUUUAGAUACCUGAAGGAGUAUUAGUAUGAAAAGAGUUAAGACCCAGCACAGAGUACUAAGCAAUGCCAGUGCAAUGGAAAACAGAUUUGUGAAGUGGGAAUACUUUUUUCAGAGUGUAUCUUACAGCGAAACACCAGGUUUAUUUUGUUUUUAGGAGGAGGAGAGCUGGGAUAUUUUGGUUCCUGGGAAAGCCCUUGUGAAAGAUGAGCAUCAGCGAUAUCCUCAUCUUUAAAAUAGGUGGAGUUUGUCACUCCAAGCACCCUCUUUUGUCCUAAAAAAAAGGUUGAAAAACACAGAGUUUUAAUAUGUAACUGCUCAAACAAUAAUCUGUUGUCGUACUAUGGCAGGUAAAUGAAGCACUGGAUCUGAUUUGAUAUAUUGGCUGGAUACUUCACAUAACCUGACUCUGCAUUUUAAGCUUUACUGAAGUUAUUUCUGGUGCUCGUUCCUGUGUUACAAUGACUGCAUUAGAAGGGGAAAUAGUCUGUCACUGUUUUAUAAUCUAAAAAAACUUUUAGUCUUCUGUUGGUAACAACCAGAAGGACACGAAGGAAGGAAGGAAGGAAAGAUAGUGAUGAUGAGAUACUGCUAGUCAAACCACACCACAAGUGCCAAACAGUUCACUUGUGGUAUAAUCUAGUUUUCACUUGAACUUAGUGCAGGGUUCUAUUUCUCACCUUUAUUGAAACAGAUGGAAAAAUGAAUGUGUCAAACCAAAUUCUGCUCUUUCAGUUUGCAUCAGUCUUAACAAGCAUACCUCAUAACGUCUGCUUGUUCACUAUACUGGAUAAACCUUACAGGUUGGAUGUGAUGCACUUUAUGUCAGACAGCAGAUUAUACAGCCCUAACUGAGGCUGAAAGAGCAAAAAUGAUGUUUCCAACCAACAUAGUGUUUGUAGGAGCUUGAAUGUUCUUUUUUAUUUACUGAGAAAUCGCAACAUUAUAGAAAGUUGUUUCCUCAGUCCAUCCCUUUCAGCUUUUGUUGGCACAGUGUGUCCAAAGAAGCAGAUUAGUCGUCAGUCUUACCUGUUUAUGCAUAUGAAAAAAUAUGGACCUGGCUUUAAUGGAAAUGGUUUAUAUGAGGACUCAGUGAUUAGUUUGCAAUUGGACGUGUCAGGAGAUACUUCUCUGUCCAAGAGAGUACCGUGUUUUAAAGUAGCAGGAAAGUGAAUUAACAGAAGUCCUUUUUUGGAUUCUCUCAGGAAAAAAACUGAGAUACUGUGAGAUUUAUUUUACCCUGAUAAGCGGUGAUAGUGUGUUAUACUGCAAAGGAAAAAACAACAACAACCUAAAUGGUGUUUUCACACCUCAGUCUAGAGGCAUGUCACAGCUUCCUCCAGACUGGCAUUUGAGCGAUAACGUCCUUCAUACAGGCUCUGCAUGGUAGUUGUUCAUGCAUCAGUUUCUCACCUCGUGGAAUAAAGUGGUUUCCUCUAUAUCUCGAGUUGUUGAGAGAUCUAUCAAAGUGUUUCAGCAGUUUGCAUACAUACCAAAAGUUUGAACUGUGCUAUCAGACUUGAGACAGCUUGUGAUAAAAAAAAAUUAAAAAAACUGUCAUAGAUUGUCUCCACUUCUGUUUGCAUACAAGUGAUCAGUUUGAAAGGUCAUUCAGCACAAAAAUGAACCACAAAACACCCGCAGAGCUAUCCAGCUAUGCAUUUAGUCUCACUUUUAUCAGUGUGGGAUUUUUUAUCUGGAUUUGUUUUUAACUAAAUCCUUCACUGCUAUCGUUUCUACCAUGUCACACUAAUGAUGUAUGAUAUGCGCAUGUGCAAUAGUCACAUCACAGGAUGUGAAAUGUCAGUCAUAGGAACUGACAGACAUCAUACUGUCUUUUAAAUACCAAUCGAUAUAUAUAUCAAGAUAUAAAAAAUGGAAUUUACCAGAGUUUAUUGGGAGCAUGUCUUUUGCAAUACAAUAAGCUACUGCAUCUGUGAGGUCUUUGUGUCUCUUCAACAUUUUGUCGUGAGGCGUUGCGCUAGAGAAAGUGGAAUGGUCAGCUGUUUUGGCUGCACAGGCGCCAUGGGUUCCUUUCUUUGCUCAAGGUUUGUAACCUUUUGCAUUGUGCGUGCUCUGCUGCGUGGCACUGCUUCAGGUGGUGAAAAAGAUUUGAGGUAUUCCCUGACUUUGCGAGAACAUGUACUCGACAUAAUUUGCAGUGCACAUUACUCUGCUUCAUGUCGGACCUCAAAAAAACAAAAUACUUCCACACCACUGAUGUUUUUGUGCCACUGUUGUCAACGAUGUUGUCAUCUGUUGAGCCUUGAUCUGCAUUUCUGCCGGGGGUAGCUCUCAUUGUCUUUUUUUCUCACCAACAGUGCUGUCGGCUUCACAUGGUAUAAUGCUAUGGUUGUGUGUAGCUGCAGCCUGCUACUACGCAGUUGUUUGCUACUUGGUUCUAAUUCAGCACAUGAUUAGAUCAGCGCGAAGCGGAGCAACUUUUCAUUGGCUAUUCAUAUAGUCUACCAAAACAUGGCAGAAUGCUGACUAUCGAAAAGCAUAUUGACCAUGUUUUAUAUUGAUAUUGAGGGAAAUUAAUUUUCAGUAUAUAUCAUCAUUUUAUCACCCAGCCCUAAUUGUAUCCUAUCUGUUGUGUGGUAUUUUGAUAAACUGUCUUUAUACAUGAUAUUGUGUUGCGCUGUAUCAAAUUGUCACAUUAUAUUACGUCUCAUUGUAUUGUGUUAUAGUGUGUCAUAACAUCAUGUCAUGUAAUACCAAAUACAAAUCAUAUGAAGUCAUAGUGUAUUGUGUCAUUUAGUAUCUAAUCCAGUGUAUUGUAUCAUAUUGUGUCAUUGUAUCACAUUGAGAAAUUUCUAUACAGUAGUACUGUGUCAUGUCCUAUCAUAUGGCUUUAUAGACUAUCCCAUCCUAUUCCAUUAUGAUCAUAGACUGUAUGGACAACUUGGUUCUGCCUUUCGUCAGUAUACAGAUUUGAAGCUGAAAAGCUCUCGGUAAUUCCACGAUUUUUCUCCCUUUCCUGAAACCAACAUCGCGCAGUAGUGUUCACUUCACCACUUGCGCAGUAGUGAUGUACGCAUUCGGCGGGAGAGUCGCCAAGAGUCGCUGUGAUGACGCUCAGCUCAAACAGUGUCUCCCGGGUGAGCUACGCAAACUUCAUACACCCAUAGGCUGUAUCAAGUGUCAAUCAUGGAAAACAUGAACCCCCUAAUAACUUUGAAAAACGGAGCUGUACAGCACGAACCAGUCUUACAGUAACUUCAUGUCAACAUCGCAAGCAGAGGGGAAAAAAAUGUAUGUUCUGUGUAAUAAAUUAAAGUUAAUGAAGUUUGUCCACACCUCCAUGAGCUUUGCUGGUGGAGACGGGAUUAAUGACCUAUACUGCAGCCCGUUACCAGGGUGUGCUGUUCUCAGAGCGGCUUCACCUAGCAAGGAGGCAGAUGGCGUCAAAUCGAAUAUACGAUCUUUGAUCAUGACAUAUCAUGACAUCUCUUAUCACCCAUAUAGUGUUUUGUGUCAUGUCUAACCGUUUUGUGAGUUACCCUGCAAUCUCCGCCCCUUUAAAAAACUAUUAAGUCAUCACUUUUAUCUGUUUAAAAUUGACCUCCUUCAGUAAUGACUCACUUCAAUGUUAGUCAUUUACUCCUAGUAAGUUUUUUAAGCUGUUGAGUUAUUUCCUUAUAGAUGUAUUUUCCAGCUGUUUUUAGAUAACCUAUGGCUUACUUUCAGCUGUUUGUCAACAACUAAACUAUUUGUCAUUAUUAGGGAUUUUUCUGUUUGUGUGUUACUUGACCUUGGUUUGGCCUGAGUGUCCCUGUUGGGGAUUUGGAGGUUUAGGUAUUCCUCAGACCUCACUUUAACCAGCUGUCACACUUACUUUUACUUUCACAGGUUGUGAUUUCUUUGAAAGUCAUUAUCGCAUGUUUUAGUCACUUUUCAAGGUUCUUUUCAACCACUCUUGUCGUGUGUCUCUCCAUUGCUCUUACUAUGAACAACCAGCUGGUGUUACUGUUGGUGCUGCUGGUUAAUACCUUGUUUUUGCCUUCUGUUGUGCACACCUAGGUUACCUACUUGAUUCAGGUUUAAGCUUCUUACUGUGUAAUUACUAAGGAAGUCCUACAAACACAUGCUGUAAUACUAAAUGGUCAACAACCUGGUGAGCAAAUUUGUCUUACUUGUCUCUUUUCUGGCUGCAAUCACAGGAGACAGAUCUACAUUUAGCCGCCUGAACAGGAACUGUGCUCUGAAGCAAAAGUCACCAAAGUUCCUUAUUUGAAUGGUUUCUCUCCAGUGAAGGAUGUCCAAAAGGCUUUAGUUGAAGGUUCUGCAGUUAAAACGCUUGUUAAAGCUACUUCCAGUUUUUUGUUUUACUUUAGUUCAUGUAGUUUUUAAAAGUAUUGUACUCCAGACUAGCUGUGUGUUUGUAUCCUGAAUGUGUGACUUUCAGUUUCAUGGAUUCCAGUAUAAAAGUGAACAGUCAGUCUUCAGUUGUCUUACAUAGUGCAUCACAUGCUGGAGUUUACAGAGAUUCAUACUUCCCUCUUCUUCUCUCGUCUUGUUGCUUACUCAACUUUUUUUGAGCACAGUUUGACGAAUUAGAAAAAGGCUCAAUCGUUAACGAGGCUUCUUCUGAAGACUGUUUCACAUAAAUACAGGAUUUCCCAUCUGACUUCCUCCUCUUUUUCAUAACUGUAUUUCACAACCAGCCACACCUAUUUUUAAUCCCUGUACAGCUGAAUAACUUUUUAUCUACCCUUACAUUGUAAUUCAGACUCUAAUCCCAGAGCCAGAACUGGAGGUCUUUGCCUAGUUUAACUUGAAACAAUACUGACGAUUAGGGCUGGGCAAUAUGGCCUCAAAUCAAUAUCACGAUAUAUUGAGCAGUUCACCUAGAUAAGAAUAAAUGGACGAGAACUACUCCACAAGCUGUUCACCCCCUCCCACAUUAACUUCGUCCACUUCAGCCGCUGCCCCAGCCGCUUCAACUCUUGAACCGUCCUCCACCUCCUCACCUGUCUUUCCCUCUUUGUUACAGACUGGAUGGGGUGGAGUCAUGUCUCCGAUGCAGGACAGUGUCUUAAAGGGACAUGAGACCAUGGCCUACCUAAACACAUCCAAAACCAACUUUUAUUUAUUUAUUUUUUUGAUACCGAAUAUACUGACAUGGGUCACGACUUGGUUAUCGCCCUACUGACGAUGCAGUCUCCCGUAGCAGAACAGCAGCAGCAGUACUGUCAUUUAUUUUUGGACUCUUGCAUGUAUCUGAUUCACUGGAAACAGUGACAGUGAUUCAAAAGUGUACACUUUCAGCAUUGGUUUGAAGAUUUUGAGAUAUAUGUCAGAGGUUGUGGGUUCGAGUAUGGCCCUGACCGUGUGCUGCCCCCCCAUCUCCCGAUAUUUCCAUACUGUCUUAUCCAUAAAGGCAAAAAUCGCCAAAAAAUACUUAAAAAAAAAAAAAAAAUCAGACCAGCUGAUCUUCAACUUACAACUAAGAAGCAAAGUGUAGCUCAAGUUAGUAAAGGCCUCUGUGUUCAGAUGAUAGCAUUAGACUUUGUCUUAAAUCCAUACUACUUUUUAAAUCAAUUUAAAGCUGGUUGUUGAGCACCAGUGUGAGAAAAAAUGAGCCCCCCUCCAAAAGAUUAAAUAAUAAUAAAAAAGAAACACAUGCACAUGCAAGCAUCUAGAUCAUUGUCGCUGGUGAUGUUUAUCAGUUGAUGACCAUAGUGUUCCCACUUUUGAUUGCCAUGUCACAAAGCUCAAACUGUUGGUUUCUUGUCUAUGAUGUUCAUUUCUUUGUACUGAGAUGGCCCCUGGAGUAUCUCUGCCUGAAAGUGCCAGAGCAACAUUAUAGAUGUUUUUGAACAGAAGUUUUGAAUCACUGAUGUGAAGCUGAUAAAUCAGCAGCAUCUGUGCGAUACUUCCAUGUCAGCAUGGACAAAUCUCUUGAUCAUGCUUUCAAACUUUCACAAAUUCCUGGUAGCUCUUUGAAGUUACCCAGGGGAGCUGCAUGUAAGAAUGCAAAUUGCCAACUUUUUGCUCUGCAGUCCUCUGGUGUAAUUUCAGAGGAAAGGCGAGAUGAGCUCAUGUGAGAAAACAGCAAGGGAGCUUCAAAACUUUGUCAGUCAUGAUGUUGCUUUUGUGAAUCAAAAACAAAUUUUUAAAAUGAAAUAAAAAUCAGUGUCAUGAAAAACAGUUGUUUUCAAGCAACUGAAAUGAGAGAUUUGUAGGACUUGGAGCUUUUAAAUUCAGGUUAAGGAGGUAUCAAAGCAAUCAUCAUGACCUACAAAGGAACACUUUCAUCCAUGUUGCCUCUGUGUUAAAACCAAAGGAGCAGCUGCCCUUUGUAAUCUGAGACUGUUGGCUGUGGUCACAUUGCACAGGCUUUCUACAAAUUUUGGUCAUUGCAUGUCUCAGUGUGUAUCAGUCAUCCAAGUCCCUUGUGUACCUUGGGUAAAGCCUGUUUAACAAAAAUAAGUAUUUAACUUUCCAUGCUGAGUUUUAUUUUGAUGGAGUAAAUCGGUUGUGUUGAGGACAAGCAGGGACAGUUAUCUGGCCCGAGUGUCCUUUAGCUGCUGCAGUAUCUCCAAGUCAACUUCAUCAGCCUUCAUUCAUUUUCAGUUGUAAAGUAAGAUACAUGAGAUCUACUCUCCUCUGCUGCACUACAAGUUCUUAUUCAACAACCACAUUUCCCAUGAGUCAUUGGGUGGGACUUUGGAAAUUGCUAUGGUGAUUACAGAGUCAAACUUGCGACUGACUGUUUUCUCCGCUUGUUUCAAAACAAGUAAUCUUUUCAAGGCAAAGCAGGGAAAGGCAGCUUUAUUUCUGCCGCUUUCAUAUAGAGGAAGUUAGAGGUACCUGACACAGACAAAAAAGUCAGACAUUCAUAAACCACCAUGCCAAAACAAAACUAAAAGAAAAGGAAGAGUCUAGAGAAUUUUAGCAUGAUCCAGCUGAUUUCAUGAAGAGUUGCUGAAAUCCAGCUCAGUUACUUAUCAGCCGACCAGUCAAACCUCUCAAAAAUGCUGACAGGAAUUAGUGUUAGCAUUGUGCAGCAGCAGUCUUGUUGAUUUUACACACACCCUCUGCUCUUUGAGUUCUGUGAUGUUCUUUAAUUUACAUAUCAGCAGCUCUGUGACCCCCGCUGACCUUGGCCUGUGCACUGCCAGGUCUUUGUUUUUGUACUCUGUGGACCGUUUGACUCGCUGUAGUUUCUGAUUGCAAUAGGAUUUUUGAUUGUUCACUGUCGGUGAAGUCUGAAUGUCUGUAGUCAGCAGUAGAGUGAGAAUGCAAACCAAAGCAUACCACAACACUUUAUAAUACACAACUAACUGAUCUAUUUACAGUCAAUUUCAGGUUGUUGACAGCAGUUAUUCUGAUUAGGAAUAAAAGUCAUUCUCAGUGUCUGCUCAACAUAAAAGAAGGAAGUGUGACUGCUAUCUUUUUUACAGAAGUAAUUAUGUUAAAAAAGUUAUGGGAGCAAGGUGGAAAGCUGGAGACCAGGGUAGUCAUUACUCAAUAAACUUAAUUGUAGCAGUUUUCAUGGUUCACAUGCUCUGUGUGAAGUUAUAUCUCGAUUGCUCUCCAAUGCUGAUUUAUAAAAUCUGGGUAUGAUCAUGAUGAGCACUAAAAGCAUUAUCAGAAUAUGUGAAAACAGGGUCAUAGCAGGGUGAUGGUGAACAUGAAAGAGGUCUCAGGGUCGUUUUUCAAAAAGGGAACCUGUGUUACUUUUUCAGAUGGCUUUUGAAACAACACAGAGUCCGAUCUCUCAUAACACGACGUUAUUGCAAAAAUCAUGAUGACUUCUUCAAAAGAGCUGUGCAGACAACUGCAGCAAUACAUUGCGAAAGUCUGAUUUUAUCAGACUUUUUAAAAAAUCAGUUAUAAAAAGCAAUUCGUUCUGACUCAGCUUCAUGCAUACAUUUGGAUGGAGGCCAGGGUGUCAUUUUCAUGUUUUCACAACAUUUUGAAGCCCAAGCCCCAGUGUUUCAAGGCCCUAAUAAUGCCAAUACAGGAGGUGUCAUAAUAGCAUAGCUGACUAUACUGAUGACCUAACUCCUACCACAUAUAAAAAGAUUAUGUAGGCUAGUAAGAGAUUUUGGUCUAGUAAAGAUGAUAAGGCCACGACAGCUACAAUAACCUUAAUUUAAACGCCACCUUUCUUUUAAAGGAAUCACUCAAUGGCUCACAAAAAAACAUAAAAAGCUUAGAAAUAGAAGAUUUUUGGUUUGAUAUAAAAAAAACAUGAGCAUCCAAAGCAAAAAGUGCUCUGUUUGAGGUUAAAUCAGCUUGCCAAGAAGUCGGGGAUUGUUGGAUUUGGGGAUUAAUAUUCUUUAUGCAUAGGGAUUGUCAAAGAGUUGUUUGUCCUGCUCCAGACCAAAGUUACAAACAUUCUUCUUUUUCAUCCUUUCAGCACCAUGGCGUCCACAGUGACUCUGGAGGAUGCUCUGUCCAAUGUGGACCUGCUGGAGGAACUGCCCCUCCCGGACCAGCAGCCCUGCAUCGAGCCCCUUCCCUCCUCCGUCAUGUUCCAGGUCAGUGUUGAAGGCUGAGCUCACUCACUGUGCAAACAUGUAUCUUCUGUUCGAUCUGAUGUGUCACUCUAAAUGGUUUAUCAGAGGUGAUGUUCCUCUCUUUAACUUAUCUUAUUAACCACAAGUUAGCACACAUGUUCUUUGUGGGAAGUUUCACACGGUUAUUUUUGUUGUAGAUGAUGUACAAACACAACUUGUAUGCUGUAGUUGCGUAGAAGAGGAGAAAAAUUGUGUUUAUAGUGAUGACUUGCAGGUACAAUAAACAUUCAUUUAAAGAUGGUCACAUUUUUUGUCCAGUAAAUAGUGAAUAAAUUAAGAGGUUAUUUUUAGUUCAAAAUUCUUCCUUCUUUUGCUUUCAUUGGAAGACAUCACAGCUCUAAUCUGAACCCUCCCCUUUACCCACCUUUCCUUCAACUAUACCUCUUCUUAACAUAUUGAGCUUAUUUAAAACAUUGUGAGAGGACAUGUUAAAGCUUUUACCUUCAUAAGCCAUGAAUAGGUUUAUAACUCAGUUUGUGUUUUGCAGAACAUUAAAAGUAUAUAAAAAUGGAUGACAUGCCCCCACCAUGCCUUCAAGUGAGGUCAAAAUCUUGACCUCACUUGAUGUGCUCAGCAGAAGUCGUCAAAUAGAGCUGUGGUCUCUGCAUCCUGUUCAUUCUGCUAACCAAAACAGAAGUGGACACAGACUCUCACCGUUACAGAAAGUUCUGUGACUCACAUGUUGGUGCUUGUUUCCUACUCCUCUAAUGCGCCAAGGCAGCUCUGAUGACAGUGCAGCUCAGCAUCAGAUAACUAAUUUAAACGCAAACUUUGUAGGUGCUUGAUUCACACACAGACACCAGCUGAGCGGUGGGAGGGAUAUAGAAAUGAGUGCAAAAAAAAAAGAGACAGAUUGUACAAGACACAAUAUUUCCUGUAACCUGGUGGUAUUUAAAAACUUACGUAGUAACAAGUUACUCCUUUCACCAACUGAUAUCAGAGCCACCACUUAAACUCAUAAACCAGCAACAGGGUCAGUAUGUUUGGACAAUGCACUAUCUCAGUCACUGCACUCUUGAAAAAACAUUUCCAUUCGGUUUUUGGCAACAUGGUAGAGAAAGUCAUUUUUUUCAUUAAGCGGGACAGAAAUGUUCUGUUAAAUGUAUUGUGAGGUGGCCAGAAGAACAGUGUCAUAUGGACAAUCUCAGCAUUGAUAGCAUCCAAAUGCACCAGUAUGUUCACCUUUUAGCUAGCACAAAGCUUCAUAUCUGUGGCUUUUGUGCAACAUUUUAAAAUAAAGAGUAAGAUAUUGUGAAAUUAUUCAGCUAAAGUGAGUCAGUCUGGAAAAAUUAGCAUUGUGUGAAUAUCACUCGACCAUAGACUGUAUAUAGAAUGGACAGCGUCUGCCUCCUCGCUGGGUGAAGCCACUCUGAGAACAGCACCCUCUGUUGAUGGGCUGCAGUAUAGGUCAUAAAUCCCGCCUCCGCCAGCAAAGCUUAUGGGGCUGUGGACAAACUUUAGAAAUUUAUUUCAUAGAACAUAAAUUUUCUCCCCCCGCUUGUGAUGUUGACAUGUAGUUAUUGUAAGACUGGUUUGUGCACAAGUCCUCUUUUUUUUCUGUGAAGCUCCGUUUUUAAAAGUUAUUAGGGGGUUCAUGUUUGCUAUGAUUGACACCUGAUACAGCCUAUUGGCAUUCAGGGAUUGCGUAGCUCUCCAGGGGGAUACGCUGUUUGAGCCGAGCGUCACCACAGCGACUCUCGGCGACUGCGCGGCCGAAAGCAUGCAUUGCUACUGCGCAGCGCUGGUUUCAGGAAAUGAAGAAAAAUCCUGGAAAUACCGAGAGCUUUUUGGCUUCAAAUCCGUAUACAGGCGGUAGGCGGAACCAAGUUGUCCAUAGUAUAUACAGCCUAUGCACUCGACACAUUAACAAUCCUGAUUGUUGAUCAGAUAGAUAAGUGCUCUUUGCAAUGCAUGUUUUUAACCAUAAUCUUGUCACCUGUUGUGUUCCUGACAUUUUUAUUGCCCUGAUUUUUACCUCACAUACAUUCUUCCUGUUUUCCUUCCUAUAGCCGAACUUCAACACCAACUUUGAGGACCGAAAUGCCUUUGUCACCGGCAUCGCCAGAUACAUCGAGCAGGCCACUGUCCACUCCAGCAUGGUAUGACAGCGGGGUCACAGCCUCAUUCUUCUUCUUCAUUUUCUCUCUCUCUGUCCCUCCUCAGUAAAGGCCUGCUGGGAAAACAAACUCACCAGAAUGGGGGGAAAGGGUUGUUAGGGUUAGGAUCUGGUUAAGAGACUUGCCUGUCUGAUUAUUUGAUGUUGUUUGUUGGGCAGCUUGUUAAAAGCAGACCCAGGAGCAAAUAACCCGAGGACAAACGGGGCUUUACACCAUCUCCUCACAGAGCUUUGUGUGUAAUUAGUGAGGGAUAAUUACUCAGGUUUGAAUCAAACAGCUCUUUGUAUGGAGACAGGAUCGGCCUCAAUACUCGCCUGUUGUCCCCACCAUCUGCUCUGCAGCCUUUAAUAGCUGUGUUACUUUGAUCACUGAUUGUAAAAUUAAUUCAUUUAUUUAUUGAGGAUUGUUAGUCUCUGUUGUGAUUGCCUUAUUUGUUUUUUUUUUUAAACCAGAAUGAGAUGCUGGAGGAGGGGCAGGAGUAUGCUGUCAUGCUGUACACUUGGAGGAGCUGCUCACGUGCAAUACCUCAGGUAAUGGAAAUCAAAACUGCGAACAGUGUCAGAUCAAAUGCUCUACAUGAGGAGCUUUAACAACUCUUCAAUAAAUUAAGGAGAAAAAAAAGCUAGUGCCUCUGUUUUGGAAAUCAUUAUCCAGAUAAAAACUUAAAAAUGAAUCAUAAAGAUUCAUUUUUAGCUCAAAAUUUAAAAUUUAAUACUGGGACUGUUGAAAUGACAAGUAUUGUUGAUUACCAUCUUUAAAAAAAUAAUGAAUCAUUGACAUUGUCCUUACUUAAAACCGACUGCAAUGCUGAUUGCUGACUGGCAUAAUAUGGGGGCCAGAUGAAGAAGUUGCAGCAGUUACUGGCGAGCUAGCUGAAGCAUGCCUCUGAAAGAAAGUCAAACUGUUUAAAAAGACGUUCUGAUAGUUAGAGAGAGCUUAUGUCUCCUCAGAAGUGCUAAUAAAUUUAUCAUGACCUCUGACCUCUUUUUAAUUCUGUUCCAUAACUUGUGAUUUACUGGAAAUAGUGUAUCCUGUCAGUUCUGAAUGAAUCUGAAUGAACGAAACUUAUUUUGGUUAUACUCUACGUUAUGGCGACAAAGCAUUACAAUUUGUGUGAAUCUAAAACUACCAAAAACAAAAUAUUAUAUAAGCUCGCUCGGAUUUCACACAAUACCCUCCACACAAUCAUUAACCAAAAAAGGAGCAGGCUGCAAAGGCUUAUUUAUACCUCUCCUAAACGAACCAUAAGAUAUCCCAGAAUAUUUCUAUAUAUUUUCAAGCGCAAAUGAAUAAAUAAUUGAUUAGUUUGUUCACGGUAACCAACUUGACUUAUUUUUUUUAAUUGCUCUCUCCAAAAUAAAUUCCACAAUAAAAUUUUAAAAUUACACUGCAGGAAGUAAAGCAACCUAAAUGUAGAUAUAAAGAAUCCAAAUAUAGAAAUAUUAAAAACAAUCAUUUUAUAAGGCAAUAUCCUCUCUAAAGAUGAUGUUUUAUUUGCGGGGAUUGUCACACGAAUAAAAGACCCUAGUUGUGAAUUUUCUUAAUUUGAUUGAUUGUGUUGAUUCUUUUAAGUUUUCCUUAAAGCUUCUGUAAGGACAUUUUUCAUUUCUAUGAAGCAGACAGAAAUUCAUGUUGAUGCUUUUUUAUAUAAGCCAAAAACAAAUAUGACCAUCAAUGAUGGUUGAUGUACUUGGAUUGAGAUGACCACUGUCCUACUGUAAAUGUGUAACAACAAAUAUAAAAGGUCAGGUCCAGAUCAAAAACUAGAUUUGAAAUUAAUCAACUUUUUGACUUCCAAUACAAUCCUUUUGCUUAUGGAUUGUAUAGGCGUCUAUCCUGGAUCCCUGAGGAUGGAGGCCUACAAACUAAACACCGAACUUUAUUUUCUCGUCUUAGCUCUUUCGUGUUGUCAUUUUCUUGUAGGUGAAAUGUAACGAACAGCCCAACAGAGUGGAGAUCUAUGAGAAGACCGUGGAGGUCCUGGAGCCAGAAGUCACCAAGCUGAUGAAUUUCAUGUACUUCCAGGUAAAUUAAAUUCUUCUCGACCCGCACUGCAUCUAGAAUGGCAGUCUCUGAUUAAUGUCCUUUUCUCCUCUCCAGCGCACUGCCAUCGACCGUUUCUGCGGGGAGGUCCGUCGUCUCUGUCACACAGAGCGCAGGAAGGACUUUGUCUCCGAGGCGUACCUGCUGACCCUCGGGAAAUUCAUCAAUAUGUUUGCUGUGCUGGAUGAGCUGAAGAACAUGAAGUGUAGCGUCAAGAACGACCACUCCGCCUACAAACGGUAUUUAGGAGCAGUGAGAGUUAUGCUGCUUUGAUUCACUGACAUGAUUUACUCAGCGGACACUAGAGGGCAGUGUUAUUGUAGAUGUACUCUUGGUAUUUGAUUCUUUGACAUGUUAUUACACCUCCUUCAACCAACACUGUGUCCACUAAAACAAAACUCAGACAGCUGUAUCAUCACUGUACCCCUUUGAAUAAUUGUGGCGUCUGUUUUCAAUGUAAAAACAUGCUUAAUAUCUAUUUUAUUCCUUAAAAAAAGAGACUGGCCAUCUUUAGGACUGUAUUUUUUAUGAUGUAGAUCUCACAAGCUGAACUAGUUUUGCCCCUAAAUCUUGGGAAAAUUAUGAUUUUACCAUACAUUCAUGAGUUUUGAGAACGAGAUAUGUUUAAGUUCUGCAGCCAAUAUCAGUUUUUUAAAAAUCUUUUUGUCCAGAUUUGUGUAACUAACAAGAAAAAAAAAAACUUCAGGUCCACUGGUUUAAAAUUUUGAAGUUAACACUCAAAUGUUUCUUUGUCUUUCCCAGAGCUGCCCAGUUCCUCAGAAAGAUGUCUGAGCCUGCGUCCAUCCAGGAGUCUCAGAAUCUGUCCAUGUUCUUGGCAAACCACAACAAAAUCACUCAGGUUGGUUAGAAGCAUUUUUCUCAUUAGUUAAAAUAAUUCUGACUUGAACGUUUUUAUAGCUGAUUUAGACUUAUAUCAAAAAGUUUUAAAGUUUGUAAGCAACUACAAAGCAUUCAGCUUUUUCAGUUGUUCUUUUGGACAACAUGUAAAAGAAAACAUUAAACGUAUAUAUUAAUUUUAUGCUUUUUUUAUAUACUUUGUUUCUGUUCUGCUUUCUAGUCUUUGCAGCAGCAGCUGGAGGUGAUAAACGGUUACGAGGAGCUGCUUGCAGACAUCGUCAAUUUGUGUGUGGAUUACUACGAGAACAAGAUGUACCUCACACCCAGUGAGAAGCACAUGCUUCUCAAAGUAAGUAAAAGCUCAUCCUUAUGACUCAAAUUUAGCAACCAUGACAGGAAUGAGCUCUAAAUCUCCAGAUCGAGCUCGGUCCUACUGUAGCAGCAAAAACUAAAACUGAAAAGGCAAAGAUUUUGUCGCUCCUGUCAUGAGCUGAGGCCCUUUUAGUUGGUUCCGUCUAUGAACAGGUGGAUGCGUCUUUACAAUGAAAGCACCUGAAUUUCCUCUAAAAUCUUAAUCCAUGUAGAAGUGUUGCUGUGUGUUUUGUUUUAAGAGGUGCUAUAAAAAACUAUGUUAUUUAUUUUAUUGUAACACGAGCUAUAAUAAUGUUUCCACCUCUCAGGUGAUGGGGUUUGGUUUGUAUUUAAUGGAUGGAAACAGCAGCAACAUCUACAAACUGGACGCCAAGAAGAGGAUCAACCUGACCAAGAUUGACAAGUUUUUUAAGGUAUGUUGUGUGGGAUUGAGAAUGGAUAUAGAUCUUUGCAUCUCCUGGAACAGAUGACCUGCUCCCUUAGACUUCAGAAGGAAUUAGGAGAAAGGAGAUGGGAGAAAUGGGUGAGCUAUCUACAUGGUGUCUCGGACCUCAUAUGAAAACUGUGAGAAAGGGGGGGGGAUGACUUCUUGUACUUGACAGUAUUCUGUAGAUAGGAUGGGGCUGCGCAGUGUGUAUAUUGACUUGCCUUUUGAUACUUGGGCCGAUGCACAGCAUCGCUGCUCAAGCAUGGGUCUGACUUUAAUGCAGUGUUAGUAACUCAAAACAUUGUAACACCAUUAUAGAAGGGGAAGGAAGAACAAUAAGUACGAAGUAUGUAUGUAUGUAUAUAUAUAUUAAUAAUAAUGAAGAGACGGGUCUUGCUGCGACUGUACAGCCCCAGCAUAUAUAGGUAUUCAAUGUAUAUUUACCCGCUAUGCCUGUGAUAUACACCCCAUGACCUCUUUAUUGUUUUAGUUUUUUUUGUUGUUUUUUUUUUUCCAUCUACUUUUCUAUUCACACCUUUGUUGUUAAAAGAAAUUCUGAGAAAUAAAGAGUUUAAAAAAAAAGAGAAUGGAUAUAGAUCGUGUGCAGUCUUGAUAAUGAUUUUUACACACACGUUUUUAAUUGUAAUAUUAAGUGACUGGUGUUGUGUAAUUGUAUUUGAGAAAGCUGAUCACAAAAUACAUCACUGUGAAAUUUUAAACAUAUCAUUUUCAACUCUUAUCCUUCAAAGAAUUAAGAGUCAGUCUUAAACUGUAUUUAACAGCAGCCAGCUCUUACAUAUGGUACUGAAAAUGCUAAUCUGUGUGUUCUUGAUGCUCACAGCAACUCCAGGUGGUCCCUCUGUUCGGUGACAUGCAGAUCGAGUUAUCCCGAUACAUUAAGACCAGCGCUCACUUUGAAGAGAACAAAUCCAGGUGAGAGGAAAUCCUGUUUUCUGUGUGAUCAGAGUGUGAAAUGAGUGGAAGCUUAUUCAGUAAUUCAAGUAUAAACCUAAGGCUCACCCCACAUUUCUCUCUCUCUGCUCCUCUCCUGUUUUCUUCUCUCAGAUGGACUUGCACGUCUAUUUCCAGCAGCCCGCAGUACAACAUCUGUGAGCAGAUGAUUCAGAUUCGUGAGGAUCACAUGCGCUUCAUCUCAGAGCUAGCUCGAUAUAGCAACAGCGAGGUAAGUAAGGAAUGCAAGGCUGGAGAGAAAACUGCUUAUCGACCAGGUGUGUCAGCACUCGCCAUACAGUUCGCUGUCUUUUCAUGAUGAAAAAUUAACAGUAGCUUUAAGAAACAAAUGUGUUUGGACCCUCAGCUCUUAACAGUGACUUUUUGGAUGUGACCUGGUUUUGUAUUUAAGGCGUUCUUUUAGUCAGCACUGACUGACUCUGAGAACUGUUUGAGUUGAGCCUCUAGCUCUUCAUUAUACUGCAUAAAGAAAAAGUUAGAUGAAAAUCACCAUCAUAUUAUUCCACAUAAGCCAACACCCUCACACACACAUAUUUACACACACAGCAGUUAUCAGAGAAGUCUGUGACAGAGUACAAUGACUGAGUGGUCAUUUCCAGGCCAGGGAUCUCUGACCAGAUAGAAGAAGUGUGAAAAAUGAGUUGAGGUGUUGCUUAAGGUCAAGUUUUAUUGCGUGUGUUCUCAGUACUAAAAUGGUCAAGGGGGUUCAAAGAUUUUAUGACUUGGACUCUCAGUGAUCUGUGUUUUCUGCCCUCUUUUUUCAUCACUGUAGGUGGUGACCGGAUCAGGACGUCAGGAGUCCCAGAAGACGGAUACUGAGUACAGGAAGCUGUUUGAUUUGGCCCUGCAGGGCAUGCAGCUGCUCUCCCAGUGGAGCGCUCAUGUCAUGGAAGUGGUAAGAGAGCCCAGUUCAGAAUGGCACACAUGUUACUAAACAUUUGAUUAUUUCUCUUCAGAUAUGUGUGAGAUGAUGUUGCAGAGGUUACAAAUUAAAGAUUAUACAUGUAAAUAAGUGUUAGUUCUUACUGUGACUGUUUCUUUUCAGUGAACUUCUAUUUAAUACUUUGACUUUUCCCCACAGUAUUCCUGGAAACUGGUUCAUCCCACAGACAAAUACUCCAACAAAGAGUGUCCUGACAAUGCCGAAGAGUAUGAGAGAGCCACCAGAUACAACUACACCUGUGAGGAGAAGUUUGCCCUGGUGGAGGUGGGUUAUGAUUAUAUCUGACAUUUCAUUUUUCUUUUGUCUUACAGCAGUCCUUCACUGACUUGAUCUAUUAUUAAAUGAUGUGUUUUUUCAGGUCAUUGCAAUGAUAAAGGGACUUCAGGUGCUGAUGGGCCGCAUGGAGAGUGUUUUCAAUCACGCCAUCCGUCACACCAUCUACUCGGCUCUGCAGGACUUUGCUCAGGUCACCCUGCGAGACCCGCUGAGACAGGCCAUCAAGAAGAAGAAGAAUGUGAUCCAGAGGUAUGAGUUUAGGAGACACAUCUCAUCUGCAAACUGUCGCACAACGUCCAAUUAUCCAAUAAAAUACAUUUCUGUGGAUGAAAUGUGGAUUAAGCAAUAGAAUAUUUCGAAUAUUUUUGCAUGAAGUAUCCUUUUUUAUAGGAGAACAUACAGAGCCUAGAAAGUCACAUAUUUCUGUUUUUAUUUGCACAACACUGUAGUCCAUUAAAAGUGCAGUUACUUAUGAAUGGGUUAAAAUGUCUCCCUGCAGAAUCCCUGAAAGUUUUGUGUGUCUGCUCACUCCUUGCGGUAUAUAACAAAUGAAGCUCUGAGUUUACUUGUUCACAUUUUUCGACUUCGUUUAUGCAGCCGUGGCAGUGUGUGUACCCAGUGUACAAAGAGAAAAGUCACCCUAGAUUUUUUUCCCCUCUCUUAUCACAGUGUUCUUCAGGCCAUCAGAAAGACGGUGUGUGACUGGGAGACAGGCCGGGAGCCGCACAACGACCCGGCGCUCCGUGGAGAGAAGGAUCCAAAGGGUGGCUUUGAUAUCAAGGUUCCUCGCCGUGCAGUCGGGCCCUCCAGUACACAGGUUUCACAUUUUGAGCUACUUUGAUAAGAGAUGAUGAAAUGAUGAUGAAAAAAAAACAACAUUCUGUGGACCUAGCUCCUCAUUUCAUAAUAUUUUCUAGUUUCUGUACUUCUUUUUCACUUUUAUUCGAAUGUCUAUGGGAUAUAAACAAAACCAGGUUCAUCAUUGUGGCCUCUUGGACAUUCAGAGGUGUUUUACAGACUCUGUUCAGUUACUUAAGAACAUUUUCAAAAGAUGGACAGACAGUGAAGACCAUGAUUAGUCGCCGCCCUGACCCUCUCCCUGCAUCUCCAGGCUUUUACACUCUUUGACCCGAGCAGCUUGAACUCUCAUUAAUCAGGCUUAUGAAGCUCCCAGGACUUCUGGCUGGAGCUCAGGUCUCCUAUAUGUCAUGUUUAGGUUGAACUGUAUAAAACCUUUAAUCCAGGAGGAUCAUAUAAGCUCAGUAUAUCUCACACAGGGCUGCCCCGCCCUGGUCUGUAUAUUUCACUGGAUAAUCUAUCAUCUAUUUUUGUACUUUAAGUGCUGUAUUUAAACAUACAUUGUACAUCCAUCUGAGAAUAGCUUUUUCCUGCAGUUAUGCUGUGUAACACACAUAUUGUCUCUUUGCAAUAUGGUCUCUGGUGUUGUGUAAACAGUAACAGAUUAAUCAGCUUAGAGCUCAGUUCUAAGAAUUAAUCUGUUUUCCAGGUGCAGGACUGCAAGGCUAAGCUGAACUGUCACCUCCUUUGUUUACCCAUCAUGAAUUAACAGAUGAUCAUCCAGCAUGAAUUAACCGAUUAUUACUGCACUGUUUUGACAAGGGCUGAGGAAAUGUUACAGAUGAACAUCAACAAGAAAACUCUGAGCAACAGUCAAGGAAAAUAAGCUGAUUUUUAUGAAGGGAAGGUCAUUAAAAAAAGAUUAAAUGAACAUUCUCAAUGAUUUAUCUCCUUAAUGAGAUAACACUCAGAGAAGAGCUUUAAGCCAGCCACCCACCUCGAGUGAGAUUCUAAUACCAUUAUAUGAGGGAAUCCAGCUAUUAAACCAGCAGGCUGCAAACACUAAAGAGUUUUUUCUUCCUUCAUUUCUUAUUUUAUGUUCGACUUAAUCAUCCCCUUUUGUUUUUCUUCUGUGUUUAACUCUGUUUACACGCAGCUCUACAUGGUGAGGACGAUGCUGGAGUCUCUCAUCGCUGACAAAAGUGGUUCAAAGAAGACUCUUCGCAGCGGUCUGGAGGGUCCCACCAUCCUGGACAUCGAGAAGUUUCACCGCGAGUCCUUCUUCUACACCCACCUGCUCAACUUCAGUGGUGAGAAAACUGGAAAAAAAAGAGUUUGAAAUCAGAUGUUAUAACCUGGGGAACUUGAAGCAAAAAAAUAUCGAAUUCAUUUAAAACUGAAGUAUUCAAAUGGUUUGGUGGGGGGGGGGAGUUUGUGUUUAAAUGUUUGUAUUUUCUGCACAUUUAUUGGAACGACUUCUGUGAAUGUUUUUCAAAAGUAAUGAAACUAAAACAGAAAAUACCUUCUGUCAUUCUCAACUUGAUAUCCCACGGUUACUUUUUGUCCUAGUUCUGACCUGAACCCUGUUGUUUACCCACAAGAAGACCCGGCAGUCUGAUGAUUAAUUCAGAUCAGAUGCAGUUUGACAUCUGAUAGAGGCUUAAACUUCUACAAAAAGAGCCUGAAGUCUGAAGCCCUUUAUCGAAGGGACAGAAAAAUCAGACAUAAAACCAUUUUAGCCAUAAAAUCAGAAUCAUAAGAAGUUGCAGAACAUAUCUGCCGUCAUGAGGCGUUUCUUCAGUUAGCUGACAGAAAAGGUUAGGAGGGAAUCAUGUAGACAGCCUUUACCUUGCAUGGUGUCUUUUCAGAGGAAAUUCUUAAGUAGUGUCCCUUUGUAUGUCCCUUUGUGCAGAGACCUUGCAGCACUGUUGUGACCUCUCCCAGCUCUGGUUCAGGGAGUUCUUCCUGGAGCUCACGAUGGGUCGCAGGAUUCAGUUCCCCAUCGAGAUGUCCAUGCCUUGGAUCCUCACAGAUCACAUCCUGGAGACGAAGGAGGCUUCCAUGAUGGAGUAACCACUUUUACUACUUUACUAGUUUAAACAUCCAAGUGCCUCUCCCACUGUUGGAUUCAGAGAUUUAUUGUUUAAUAAUAAUCAAUAUUUAUGAUCCCAGAAUGCCUCUGAAGGCUAAGGGCAUACUAGUGCUAUUUCCUCUCAUCCUUUUCAAGAACCUCUAGUUAGCAGGAUUUAGGAAUUACACCACCAAAUGAUGGAAGGCUUAUCUGAAUGCACAUACAAUCGGGUUGAGUUUGCUGUACAAGAACUAAAGGUUUAUUGUCCUCUUCUGCCACCCGUAAGGUAAAAUAGCAGUAGUUAAAGCUGCCCCCUCACUAAAAUUUAGUUUCAUUUUACAGAUUAAACUCAGACUUUUGAUAAAACGACAACUGAAGUGUUGGAAAAAAAUUUUCUCCGCUUUAAACAAGAGUGGUCAGUAACAUUGUGUAAGAUCUAAAAUAAAGCCGUUCCACAGCUGAUUUAGACACCAUCAGAAGUGAUGCUUUAAUCUCAUUUUCUUACAUACUGGGCUGUUUUCUAAGCAAGUAUACAGGGCAAAUAUGGAGACUCCUCUCUGGAUCUUAUCAGUGAAUAUUAUUUGAUAGAAAAAUAAAUGUGUCACUUUGUCUCGACCCUGAGGGCUGCCAAAAUGUUGUUGACCCAUGUUCUGCUCAGUUCUGCGCCCGAAGGCGCCUUGUACCGACACAGAUGGAGCAGAAAGCUGCUGCUCAGCAGACACACUAAUAUUGCUUCUCUGUGUAGACAGUUUUUUUUAGACAUUUUCUGUUUUGACUGUCCUAAGAAGCGUCUAGAUUUUACUUUAAAUUAGAGAAUGCACUUGAGAUUAUGAAUCAAAGAAGCCCCUGUGGUGGACUUUUUGCUUCUAUGAAGGCAAAACUGAUUUUUAUAUAUGACAUAAAAAGAAAGCCAAACCUUUAACAAGAAGAUGUAUAACUUUUCCAAACCAAUUUAUUUUAAUACAGUAAACUGCCACCACAGGUUAAGUGUCAGACAGAUGAUCAACAGUACACCGUGAAAACAACCUUAUUUACAUUUUUCAUGAAAAAGAAUCAUGAUGAGUGACAUAUUUCAGUAGCUGUAAAUCAGGACGGCCCCUCAAUGAUCUCCCGAGUAAAAACAGAUGUCGUUUGUUGUAUGCUGUUAAAAGAAAGCACUAUGAGAUUUCACUGACAGGGAAUGUGACUUACACGUGCAGGACAGAAUCAGAAAAAAGACUAGAGGUACUGUUUUUACUGAUGGGACAAUAACACUUCAAAUACUGAGAUGAACAACUUUGGGUUUUAAGGCCUCAGAUGUUGGAAAGAAUUGGAACCUGGUGUCUAAAGCACAUGUCACAUUGCAACAUGGUUGCAAAUUUUACCAACCUGAAACAUUUUAUGCAUUUUACACCAUCUAUCAAACUGUUCACCGUCCACCUCUGCAGUGCUGGAAUGAUCUAGACCUGCUACUUUUUUGGAAAGCAUCUUGGGAUAAUUUGGCACGAUAUAAAUAAAAUUUGAUUUGAUUUGAUUUAAUAAAAGAAAUGAAGGUAAACAUUAAGAUGUCCAGAAAUGACCUCAGUGAUCAAAAGUGUUGAAUUAUUGAAGAGGAUCAGUUUCCCAAAAUGAACCUCCAGUCUCAUAUUCAUCUAAAGUGCUCAAACUUUGAAGAGACCUACCUCUGAUAAAAUCACAUGGUUAGUAAUACUACAAGCAGCCAGUAAACUUUAAACAUGUCUUUAGUUUUCGUCCUGGACCCUGGGUAAAAUGCAUCAAAAUUGGGAUUAACCAUGACCCUUAGCUGCAGGAUUAUGUUGAUGGGAGGCAGGUUUAUGUAAGCCAUUAAGCACAUCAGCUAGCAUAAAUCAUAACUGCUGUCAUUUAACUGUUUUCCUAAAAAAGCUCCUCAAAAAUGUGAUAUUGACGGUAAUCUUUUUAUGAAACCAAAAUAAAUGUGGCUGCCAAGAGUUGCAGUGUAAAUAACAAUGCUUCAGUUUGAAAUGUGCACAUUAGGAAAGGAGUUAUGUGGUUGUACUUUAUGCAGGGAUUUAGAUUCUUAUAUUCCAGUGAAGAUAAUAAAAAAUGUUUUGUCUUUUCUCCCCCUCCAGGUAUGUGCUGUACCCUCUGGAUUUGUACAACGACAGCGCACACUACGCCCUGACCACCUUCAAGAAGCAGUUCCUCUAUGAUGAAAUCGAGGCUGAGGUAAUCACUUAUGCAGAGUGUGUGCUCCCUGAUUCAUUUGAAAGAAGACAACACAACAUCACCCUCACAGAAGAAAAAGAAAUAAUAGGUCCCCUGUCUUUUGGAUCUCCUUUUUCGAAAUGGACAUUUGAUGUUAUCAAGUAAUGGCUCCAGAUCACAGACAGACAUUAAUCUUGUACUGUGUGUCUUUUUGGCAUUUUUCAAAGCAGAAGAGAAUGACUUUUCUCUGAACUAGCUGUUAUACACAAUGUUUAAUUUAUACAGGUCCCUUAUUAGGAAGAUUUUAUGUGACAUGAAUGAAUAUCUUGUCAAAAAAUAACUCACUUUUAUUUAGAAAAUUUGGGAAAUAUUUUGAUAUACAUGUGCAGUCAGGCAGGCUAGACAGUGACUUCAGAGACAGUUGGUGAAAAUAUUGGAUACCCACGGAGCAGAGAUGAGGCGCUGCAUGUCAUGAAUCCUGAAAACAGCAGAUUUUUAACUCUUAAGCUUUAUAUUAACCCUAAAAUAAUUUCCUCAUUCAUGAAUGAAAAUUGAGGACUUUCAUACUGUAAUGGAUGUUUUAAUCCCAUUGAAGAUGUCUAAACAGAUUUAAGCAUUUGUCUUCAAUUGAAAAUAUUAAGUCAUCACUGUUUUUGUCGUUUCAGGUGAACUUGUGCUUUGAUCAGUUUGUCUACAAGCUGGCUGAUCAGAUAUUUGCCUACUACAAGAUUCUAGCAGGAAGGUGGGUAACACAAUCGUACAUUAAGUACUUUGUCUCCUCUUUUUAUUCACUCACAACUUACUUGUGUGUCAGCUUUUUGUAAUUUAUUUUAUAUCUGUUGAAUUUCAAAUCAACACAUGGUGCUUGUACUCUGAUGAAAGGGAAAGUGCUCAAUAGAUGCACCCAUUUCAUUUCAACCUCAACCUCAGAAAAACCUUCAUUUGCUUGAACAAAGAGAGCAGAAGAAAAACAGAUUGCAGAGAGAGGAGUCAAAAGAGAGAUGGAGGGGAGAGGGCAGAGCCAGAAUGAGAGGCUUGUUUGGACUAGAGCUCAGUCCCACCAGGUUAGGCUUUACCUGUCUGUGAGAGAACCAUGGCAGGAGAAUGCAGAAAGUGACUCUGGACCAGAGGGGAUGAGUUUUAGCAAAAGGGAAAAGGAGGAGUGGGUGUACAUUGGGUGAAAUUAGCUCAACAUGAUUAACCCAGGAGGAAUGAAAACCGGACUGUUUCUCUCUCUCGACACUUCAGUCUUCUGCUUGACAAACGUUUGAGAGCUGACUGCAAAAACCAAGGAGCCAACAUCCCCUGGCCGGCCUCCAACCGCUAUGAGACUCUGCUGAAGCAACGCCACGUCCAGGUCUGUACUCACCCAUCAUGCACUCUGCUCAGUACAAUGUGUCAGCUGUUCUGCGAUCUUGGUGUAGAUGAUUUUACUCACUGGUUACAUAUUUCAGCUUCUGGGCCGCUCCAUUGACCUGAACAGACUCAUCACUCAGAGGGUUUCAGCUGCUCUUUAUAAAUCUCUGGAGCUCGCCAUCAACCGCUUUGAGAGCGAGGACCUCACCUCAAUCAUGGUGAGUUCAUUUGACACUUUGAGGACCAUGUAGAAGGCUCUUUUUCUCUCAGUUUGACUUCUAUUAUCUCCCCUGUGUGUUGGAGUUAAGUGGUUAUGGAUUACAAGUCUUUGUGUGUUUCUUUUCUUACAGGAACUGGAAGGUCUACUGGACAUAAACCGAAUGACGCACAAGCUCCUCAGUAAGUUUCUGACUCUGGACAGCAUUGACGCCAUGUUUCGUGAGGCCAACCACAAUGUGUCAGCGCCUUACGGCAGAAUAACACUGCACGUCUUCUGGGAGCUCAAUUAUGACUUCCUGCCAAACUACUGCUACAACGGCUCCACCAACAGGUGAGUUCGAUCCAGGCACAACAAGCAGAUUCUGCCUACCUGAUCUGUGUUGAGUUGCAGUUGAGGCUCAGUUCCAGUAUCUCUUGUGUGCAGGUUAUGUAGAUCUACAAGUAGAGGUUUCACAGUGAGAGUAUUAGCUAGUGAGACAUUCAAAUGUUAUGAUAAGAAAGUAGACAUGAAAUGAAAAACUCAAGGAUCAGGAUGAAGAUUUAAAUGCUGUAGCAUGAAUACAAGAAUCUGCAGUUUGGAUCAGCUGGAUGAAAGGUGAGUGUACAUCAGAGACAAAUGAAAAUGGAUUAAGAGCAAAUCAGUUAAAUACUUAUCAUUUGUUUUAUUUGCAAAUUAGUUCACACCUUAAGAAGACACUCUAAUCUUGUCAAAAAGAUUUGCACAAUGUAUCUAUGUGGUUCAAAUGCCCACAUAAUAUAUCUACAUCUAAAGUGCAGGAUGAUAUUUACUCAGGAAGGAUGGACUCCUUCUAAGUCCAUCCUUCCUGUACCCAAACGCUGACUUAUUAGGUGUGGUAACAAGGGAUAAGUAGUUUGGAUUGGAAUCAUUAUUUAUUUUUUUUUUUUAGAGAAGUUGACUUGCUUUUUGAAGAUCCAAAAAGAUAAAUACUGCUGAACUGCAAAAACUUGAUUUAGUUUAUAACCCCAAAGGCAGCAGAUUAUGUAUGACUCCACCAACUAUUAAGGUCCUCUCUAGUUCCUAUUUGAAUACUGUAAAUACUUCAUUAUUUGUUUGAAUGUUUAAAAUACUCUCAGUAGAAGUGAAGUAUACUUUGGUGAAUAUGUGCAGUGCUUACUUGAAGAGGCAAACCAGAGUUUCUAUACAGAGGCUAAGCUACAAGUCCAGUGUAGCUCAGCUGAAGUGGAUGGGGGAAAAAAUGUGAAAUUAUCCAGCUGGAUUCUUUCUAAAGAGCAGUACUGAACCUUACUGUCUCUAACAGCCAGCACUUAAUGAAUGCAACAAUUUACCGGUCAUCCACCAGCUCUCUGUUGUCAGAUCUCUCUUGUUAGUCUUAAAUUAGUCCUCUGUGUUCUUUGGUUUAGAAAACUAGAAACAAAAAAAAAUGUCCAUAAAAAAGUAUACGCCUGAACUGAAAUGCUGAUUUUAAUGUAGGACUUUUUUUUUGUCCAAAGUUUUCAUGUUCAGUAACCUCAUCUGCAGCAAUACAUGACUUUACUUAAGAGGAGGAACUGCAGCUGUUACCCUCAAUUAAGCGCUGUGCUGUCUGAUACUAGGCUGCGUGUAGCACAUUUACUGUUUAAUAGUACCCCAUUUUAUUUAACCUGAACCAUCCCUUAAAGCUUAGUACCAUUGAAGAAGAAUGAGACAGGCAGAUGGUCACGUGUAAAAGGUGGAAACAGUCGGCUUUUAGCUUUUUUGCUCACUAAAUGACUCCUGAGUUUGUACUCCGUCAGCUGCUGGAUGAUGAUUAUCAUCCAUGGAGGAUGGACAGCUUUUAGGGGCCUCCAGUUAGCUGGCAGAUAUUAGUAAAAGGAAAAUCACGUCAUUGUUUUGAUCUUACUUCUAACUGGUUAUAUGAAAAUGGAGCUAGGACAGGACGGUAAUGUCAGGAUUGGACUCCUUUGAGGAUUUCUGUUCAUAAAGAUGAAUCAAAAGCUAGAUUGUCGUACGAUGAUCUGGAUUUAUUUUUCAGCUAAUGCAUCCCACUUGUCUUGCUCUCAACAUGUACUGAUUUCAGCUUUUAAACUAGAGUGGUUAAAACUACAAAUGCUUCCUACAAAAAUCUUCUCCCCCUCUGUCUACAUCCAUGUGCAGAUUGCUCUUUGUGGAGAUUAUGAUGUUCAGAAGAUUAAAAGUUGAAAUACUGUAAAGUCGCAGUGUUCAGGGUGGACCAGAGCAGAAAAUAACUCUUAAGCUUCUUAUACAGUGCUCUUAUAGAUCCACAUGAACCCUGAUUGAAGCUGACUAUUAUUUCAUAUGCACCACAUUCCAGAGGAGAAACAUUUUAAUCUGUGCAUGGAAGGAGAAAGUCAGUGGAUGGGGUCUUUAGAAAUAAGAUCAGCAGCUUCUUUGAAAACUGCAAACAACCAAGAAUAAGUUGGAAGCUGCUGAACAAACCUGAAGUGUUUCAUUAUAACUCUCAUUGUUUCUGUCCAGCUGCAUUGUGGGUAUCAGCCCAUACAGACCUCCCUCUUCCAUCCAAUGUGUAAUAAUCUUAAUGUUGAUGAUAUCAGCUCUACAUGUUUGUGGAUUUUGUUUUUUUGUGUCUUCAGGUUCGUGCGCACCGUCCUGCCUUUCUCUCAGGAGUUCCAGAGGGACAAACCACCCAACGCUCAGCCCCAGUACCUGUACGGGUCAAAGGUCAGAUCCAGCUCCUCUUUGUCAUCUUGAGUCAUAAAAACAGCCUGGUCCUCUAACUUUUAUCUUUGGUCUAUAUGUACAAUAUACUUCUAUUAAUUUAUUUUUUUCUCUGACUGGUCUGUAUGAUCUCUCAUGAGUCCACGUAAGAAGAACUUUAUUUAUCCCCAAGGAAAAAUUCAAUCGUUGCAACUAUCAUUAAACAGAAAUUUUAGCCAAAAAACAUGUGAAAAAUAGUUGGAGUCAAACAUGUUUGAAAUAUUUCAUCUGCAGAUUUCAAGUAUAAAAAUCUUCUGUGUGGGAGAUGGUCCAACUUGGUGCUGAAGUAUUGGAAACAUUUAAGCAUUUUUGCAUGAAAAAAAAAAACAUUUAUAUGGCAUAAGCACAUUUAAGAGAUGAAACUAUGUGUAUAAGUUGGUGUUAAAGGGUUGCACGUAUCACCCAAAACUUUAAAACACAGUACGGCUUUACUGUUUCCAGCGAAAGCUUCAGUUUUUCUCGAAUUUGGUUUCUGAGUCCUGAUCGCAUUGCCAAGCUGUUUGUUCUACUUUGGCCUUUUGCUGUGUGUCAUUCCCUUCACAAUGCCUCUGUCCACCUGAAAAAAGACAUCUUAGAACAGAUGGAUUCACAUUUUUCAAGAGCGUAAAAAAGAAAGCUGACUUAAAUUAGGUUGUUUGUAGAUCAUGGUAAGUUUGUAUAUUUUAAAGGUGCAUACUGCAAGCUUCUGUAUAAGUGGAUGUUCAUUAGACAUUGAUGCAGUUAUUGAAAUUUAAUUCCUUUAUUGGUUAAAACCCAUAAAGUGCUGGUAUCAUUCCUGUUUUCUCCUCCUAAACACAAACAGGACAGGGCCCCAGAGCCGUUAGAGAGAAGAAAAAAAUCCGUUUUUAUCUGGUAAAUCGGCUUUAUCAGGCUAAAACUGUAUCACACUGAGAGCACAAAUUAUUAAAUCGAGAAUUGAUUUUUUCCUCUGUGUCACCCCCCCUGAGCUCGGUAGGAUUUCAUUAGUGGAUAAUAGUCCUUGGUGGCAUUUCUGUCCGUGCAAAACAAUGCUGUGAUGACCUUAAUCCAGAUGAUUCAUACUGGCUCGCUGCCUGACAGCUUAGCGAGCGUUCUCAGCUCAUGGUCCUGGGUAAUUAUGUGGCUGCCUCUCAGCGUGGAGAGGAGGGGGCGCUGUAUGUUGGCGGCGUGUUUGGAGCUGUCAGUGCUGCUGCGUCUGUGUGUGUAGAACUGUCCUGACCCGGACAUGUCUUGGUGGUUUGAGUUGGUAAUGAAAUUGCAGCCGCCUGCACCCUGUCCUGGGAAGGGGCAGAUGUUGUGUAGACACCCCCACAUCAGGAUACCAGCGAUGACCAGCAGUAAGAUGCAGCAGGUCAACCACACGCUCACCGCAAACUCCCAGCCGGCUCUGUCAUGACUCUCACUGCUCUCACUCAGAGUGUUGAAUGCCUGGCACUGGUCCUGCACUGGAUUGGCCGCCUGACAUGUCACACAAAGAAAGUAGGCGGUCUGAGGGAGGAGGUUGGCCACAUGUGUGCUGGUCUGGCUGACAGGGAUUCGAUCCUCAUGCAUGAAGCUCUUGCGUUUAAAACUCAUUACAAGGCUGUUCCAGUUGGGGUGGUACAUGACGCUGUAGAAGGUGUCCAAGCAGGUGGGCGAUGGCGGCCAGUUCACUUUGGCUGUAGUGGAGGAGAUGUUAUAGACCGUGAUUCCCAUGAUGCUCUGUGGUCUGUCUGCAUCCAAAACCAAGAUCAGAGUGAGGUAUUUCCUCAGUUAUUUCAGACCAGCAGUAUUGAACCAAACUGAAAAAGAGAGAGAGAAGAAAGACUUGCAGUGAAACAUUCGAAAAAAUCGAACAUUUUGUUUGUAAAUCUGCAUGUACAAAAACAUAACAGACUAUCUGAUGUUGUAAAAACCCUUAACCAUGAUUACAGACAGCUUUGUUUGAAGCACUUUUUCUUUUACAUUUGCAAAAAUUUUGAUAAAAAAAGAGAUACAACUUACUUCUAAAAUUGAGUUAAUGUCAGACCCCAAAUCUUCUGAUAAGAUGAUAAGAAGAGCUGCAACACACACACAAAAAAAAUGCAAAGCAUUGUACAAAGGAUUAUGUGAAGGAGUACCAUGAUGGGUUGGAGGUGAGUGGUGCACAGAUGUGAAGUAAAUAACAUAAAACACAAUCCCAUCUGAAGCUAAUCUGUGUUGUGGAGUCACCUGGGUGAGAACAGGUGGUGGUCUAAAGACCAUAAGCACUUUAAACCCCACCUUUAAGGCUCAAACAAUGAGGCCAGUUGAAUUAACUUUUUUUUUUUUAUGUAAGUGUGUUUCAUUUGCUUAUGCAAUACCAAAAUUAGAACAUGAAUUUGAGACUUUUAAAACAAUGACUCAAUCAAUCAUCUGUGAGUUCACUUACUGCCACAUCACAGAAAAGGUUUCAUCAUGACACUUCAUAAAGAAAACUGUUCUAGACUACACUCUGUCAUUUAUCUAAACUCUUUAUUUGUAAUUUUCAGUUAACAUAUAAAACAAUCAUAAUCUCUGUAUUACAAAUGCUCCUUCAUUUUGUAUGAAUACAGUCAUGUUAACCUGCACAGUCUAGCAGUUUUUAUGAGUCUUUAGCAGUUAAAUUGAACUGGUCAUCAAACAUCAAACCUUAAAAGUGUCAUAAUUAUGUGAUGAAAGAAAAUAAGUAAAGCAAGGAAAAUGAGUGAUUAGAGCUUGAGCAGAGUUGGUGUCACUGUGAUCCAUAUUUCAGCUGUAAUCUUGUGCUACGAUUUUCUUUGUAAAAAUGACAUAUAAAUCAGACUUUGAUUAAACAAAUCAUGGGGAUGGUUGUUUUUGCUAAUAAGACUUAGUAGUAAAUAUACUCAAUCAUGUUUAAAAUGAUCCAAGUCUGUGUGGAAAUGAUGAAAUGAGUCAUGGUCAUGGAAAAAAAAAAGAAAAAGAAGAAAGAGAAGACUCACCAGCAUCUGUUGAAUUUGUUGGUUUGUCCUGAUUUUGGUUUAGAAAGACAGUCCUCAGGUCCUGCUACUUAGUGUGAAGGAAUAAAGGCUAAAAUGACUAAGGGCUGCAGGCUCUGCAGAGGACCAGAGAUCUCUCUGACCUCCUCUCUGCUGCUGCCACAUAAGAGAGUGAUGCUGGAUUAAAGUAGCAGCAGCAGCAGCUUCAAAUCUGUGCCAUCAGGGGGGGAGAGGGGGCUAAAAUCUCUUGCAACUGAUGUUAGAAUAAAAACAAUCCAACAUCCUGAUAAAAAGUCGAAUUUUUGACAGAGGGACAUGUUGCUGCUCUGAUUUUGUUCCCAUUUUCUUUCCUUCCGUGUUUUACCACAGACACUGGAGUGAUAUCUACUUGCUCAUUUGAGGCUUUAACUUUUGUUCAUGCUAUGGAUUCUUGUAUUACUACAGGAUAUUGGAGGGGGAGGGGAGAUUUAUUCCAUCUGUUCAGCAACAAAAUCUCUCUGCAUCCAACCUCAUGGUCCCCAGAGGAAGUGUCCUAAUGUUUCCCUUCAUUAUAACUUUCAUCGUAUAUCCUCUUGUUCCACCUGUGUCUGAUAUAGUUAUACACCGGCUGAGUAGCAGUCCACGUAAAGACACACUUGAAUUUUUAUGAGCAUUCAUCCCUCCUCCUUUGAGCAGCAUUUUUAAACAUCUUCAGUGACUCUCGAUUUCUUUUUGUUAGAUUGUCCCGUCUUGAACGAUGCAAAUACUUUAUUUUAAUGGGUACUGUAGCUCCAGGGGGCUCCAACAUUUCCAUGUAGAAAGCGGUGAUGGGCCCAUGAAAGUGGAUUUGUUGUUUACUCCAGCAAAGAUAUGCAGACCUUUAUGUCACUGCCAAAAUGACUACAUGAGCUCAGUCCUUCAGUAAAUAGUGCUUUUGAUAGAAUAACUGAUUCACAUUCAUCUUUCAAGUAUUCCUCCUCAAUGUCUCAUGAGCGAUGUUUGAAGAAACAUUUUAGUCUUCUUCAAGUGUUAAAAUACCUUAUAUAGGGUACUAUCAUGCCGUUUUUUUCAACAUCACCUGUCUUUCCUUUAAAUCCAGACCCUGAACUUGGCGUACAGCAGCAUAUUUGGCUCCUACCGGAACUUUGUGGGUCCCCCACACAUCAAGGUCAUGUGCAGACUUCUGGGCUACCAGGGCAUUGCUGUGGUCAUGGAGGAGCUGCUGAAGGUCGUCAAGAGCCUGGUGAGAAAACACAAACCCCAAAACCAGGCAGUUUGAUGAGGUUUCUAUGUAUUUCUGGUUUUGAUAGGUCCCUCCUCACUGACUAUAUCUGCGCACCUUUUCUUGUACAGCUUCAGGGAACCAUCAUGCAGUACGUGAAGACCCUGAUGGAGGUGAUGCCUAAAAUCUGCAGACUCCCUCGUCAUGAGUAUGGCUCACCAGGUAACCAUGAGCUCGAUCUGUGGACCAAACUAAAACCAGCCUGUGUUGACCCAAAGAUAAAAUCAUCAUAACAUGGCCUCAUUGAAAUAUAACAAAAAACAGAAAGUAUGUGUUUCUGUAUAUGUUUUAACUUCCCGAAGCAAUGGUCAGACAUUAAUUUCAGUAUCAAAUUAUCUUUUCAUAACCUGUCAUUUAUGUUGAAAUGAUAAAAAAGGUAAAUGCCUUAAGGCACCAAGCCUCUGACAUCUACACCAAAGCUCAUACAGUUCGUAUGAUACCUAAAGGAAUAUUGCCUUCACUAAGAACCAAAUACUCUGAAAACUGAAGAGUUCAUCAUCACAAAAUUUUGUGUUUGCUGUGAGUCAGGAGGAAACUUUGCUGUUUGAAUAACCAAACUUUAACUGCUUACAAUGAGCGUUUUUAAAACUCAAGUUCAAGCUAGAGACUGUAAGGGACAUUAGUGUGAUUGUUAUUCAAAUCAACAUCUGUUCAAGCAAAUAAGAUGUCAAUAAAUAUCCAUGAGAAAGAACAACAUAUAAAAAGAAGGAUGCAUGUUUUGCAGAAGGGUGUAAAGAUCGAAUACAAACAGCCAUGAUGUUUAGAUCAUGUCGGCUGUAUGACUCAUGUCUGUAUUUGCUAUGUUCAGUUAAAUGCAAUUGUAAAAGUUUGACUGAUUUAAAAAAAAAAGGUGUUAUAAGAAGAAGUAUUGACUGUGUGUUGAUUUCUCAGGUAUCCUGGAGUUCUUCCACCACCAGCUGAAGGACAUCGUGGAGUACGCUGAACUGAAGACGGUUUGCUUCCAGAAUCUGAGAGAAGUGGGCAACGCCAUGCUGUUCUGUCUGCUGAGCGAGCAGAGUCUGGUACAGAUCUCAGUCCAAAAAAAUGAAUCAUUUGUGGAGUGAUUCAAAUUUUACUCUCACACCUUAUCAGACAUCAUUUACUGACAUGUCAGUGUUCUGCUGUCUCCCUGCUUCAGUCACAGGAGGAGGUCUGUGAUUUACUCCAUGCGGCUCCUUUCCAGAAUAUUCUGCCGAGAGUCCACGUCAAAGGUAAGUGUUAAAAAAGGAGAGGGGUCUUAUUGUUGUUUUGAGUUUAGGGGUCAGUCUGCUGUUAAUGAACUACUCACAAUCAGCUCAACUAAUUUAGAGUGAAAGAUCCAAGCACUCAGUCUCACGUAACAUCAGAGCUGCUGCAGGUCUAUUCUCACUACUCCAAAUUUAGGGAAAAAAAAUGAAAAUAAUCUUAAAAAUAGUAAAAAGAUCAAUCUUUAAAAAAAAAUUGAAUUAUCAUUAUGAUAUUAAAUUCAUUUAUAUCUUUUGUAUCAAUUUAUUGAUCAUUAUGCUUUCCUGUCUGCGUGCAGAGGGGGAACGCCUCGAUGCCAAGAUGAAGCGUUUGGAGGCCAAAUACACCGCACUGCACAUGGUUCCCUUGAUAGAGCGCCUCGGCACCCCACAGGUACGGCCAGGCUGAGAGUUUCUGCAUCAGGAAACUUUCAUAAUCUUCCUCCCUGCAGGAUCAUUUUUGUGGAAAUAUUGUAGAAGUAAAAACAUAAGGUUUUUUCUUUCAGCAAAUCGCCAUUGCUCGUGAGGGCGACCUGCUGACCAAAGAGAGGCUGUGCUGCGGUCUGUCCAUGUUCGAGGUCAUCCUCACCCGCGUGCGAGGCUUCCUGGAUGACCCCAUCUGGCGUGGCCCACUGCCCAGCAAUGGCGUGAUGCACGUGGACGAGUGUGUGGAGUUCCACCGUCUCUGGAGUGCCAUGCAGUUUGUCUACUGCAUCCCUGUGGGAGCUCAUGAGUUCACAGUGGAGUGAGUGCCAGUGAUCCACUCAUCCUCUCACAGCGUCUGUGUGAUUUAAAGCGCUGCAUCAUAACUCACACGCCACGUUCCUGUGUUUCAGGCAGUGCUUCGGGGACGGGCUGCAUUGGGCCGGAUGCAUGAUCAUCGCUCUCCUGGGACAACACAGACGCUUUGACAUCCUUGACUUCAGCUACCAUCUCCUCAAGGUGCAGAAACAUGACGGCAAGGAUGAGGUCAUCAAGAGUGUGGUGAGUUGACAAACAUCCUCACUUUAAAUGCGAUGUCUCUUUGCUUCGUUUUACACUUGAACUUUACUCUAAAAGGUGUUUUUAAAGAAUAAGCUCAAGGCGUGUCCCAAUACAACUUUUUUACUUCCGAUACGAUACCGAUAUUGUAGCCUUCAAUAUUGGCUGAUACGGAUAUUGGCACAAACUUGUGCAUGACAAGUUUUGCACUCAGCUGCAAUGUCUUUUUCAGACUUGAAUGAAAAAUACUUCAACACAGCCGACAUCACUCCUACUCCUUGCUACUUUGAUAGUACCUUAUUAGUACACACUGUUGUUGUGAUCAUGUGGGCUCUGCAUGCUGUAUCCGGGUGCUGCUAGAUAGAGUGGAGUCUGGAAUGGACUGCUUGUAUCGGAGUGCUGAAAUCUGAGAUUUUAGAUGCAGGCUGAUAUAAUCUGAUAUUUGUUUUUUGCUGAUAUCAAUAUCGUAUCGGGACAGCCCUAAUAAGUACUGCAUAAAUUGAUUUAACAGAUGAAUUAUAAGUUCAGUACUUGAUAGCUGAGGCUAACUUUAUCAACCUCUCUUAAUUUUCAAGACACAUUCUAUAUACACUGACAAAAAUGAUCGUAAAUGUGAGUGGCUCAUCACAAGCACCAAGGAAAAGCUGAAAUGCAGCUUUUAUAAGUACAAGUAGAGUUGGAUUCAGUUUCACUGGAGCUACAUUCAAGUCCAGCACUCAUCAUUCUCAGGCCUGUGGCCAAAACUGCACAGCCAAAGAACCUGCACAUGUGAAGUCAGUUGCCUCCCUCUGUGGGGAAUCAGUGUCAGUGAGCCUUCUAGUAAACAUCACACAGCCCAUUCAUUCAAAAUCUUUGUAUGAAAAAGGAAAUAUUUGACAAUUACAUCUUUUUUUGAAGCAGAUUUCACAGACUGCUGUGAAAUGAACUUGGAGAGAAGCCGCUGCAAACCACAACUGCUUCCCCUCUUGAAUGACAAAACAAUGUUUUCUUUUAUAGAUAUCAAAAUUACUGUUUUCUGACACAUUAAAGAUCUGAACGUGUAUCAUUUGGUCCUCUACAAACUAGAACUCGCACAGACUUUUUCUCCCUAGAAAACCUUGAUGGGCUUUUAUAAAUCUUAAAACAGAAAUCCACUUUCUGUCUGUAGAUGUUGAUUGAUUAUUAUGAUGGACUGAGGAAAUAACAUGUUAUUUUUCUUCUCUAGCAUCUCACAAAAAUAUUGGCUGUACUUGAAUCGUGCAUUUUUUUUAAGGCAAGGGUUAAGAUGUUUCAUGACUUUGGUGUGCAUCUUGUGCAGUAUGUCUACUGAAUGAGUUUGAUUCCACCCUCAUGGCCUCGUGUCCAUUUGACAUUUUUUUCUUUCUGCUAAAUACCUGAAACUUUGUCAUGGCAAAAGUUCAUCAAUCAAAAGAGAAAAAUUAAGGCCUUAUUUUGUCCUGUUAAACAUGUUGCUCGCUUAAGACAACAAAUUUAAUCCCACACCUCAAGUUGCCACUACUUUUGUAAACACUGCUCCUUAAAAGAUAGACAUUCAAGAUUUUUCUUCAGUCAAAAGUUCUCAAUUUUUGUAUCCUUUCCUCACUUAGCCUCUGAAGAAGAUGGUCGACAGAAUCCGUAAAUUCCAGGUCCUCAACAACGAGAUCUUUGCCAUCCUGAACAAGUACCUGAAGUCUGGAGACGGAGAGAACAUGCCGGUCGAACAUGUCCGAUGCUUCCAGCCUCCCAUACACCAGUCGCUCGCCAGCAGCUGA